Molecule: messenger RNA, 4043 nt
Organism: Punctularia strigosozonata HHB-11173 SS5
Lineage: Eukaryota; Fungi; Basidiomycota; Agaricomycetes; Corticiales; Punctulariaceae
Exons: 8
Coding region: 1-3903 (1300 amino acids)
Cellular component (GO): plasma membrane
Molecular function (GO): calcium-activated cation channel activity
Source: RefSeq, a predicted model, not a curated record
AUGACUUCUGCGGGCUCCACGUUCUUCAUUAGCGGCGGCGUCACGGCGCCAACGAGCUUCACUUCCGUCGAAGGUUCUCAAUUUACGUCCUCGAACGACCCUUUUCCGACGACAAGCGCGUUAUCGGGCUCUCAGACGACGACAUCGGCUCCGGGAGACUCUACCGGAGCACCCAUCACAAGCGAUCCUACCUCCUUUCAUUCCUCAACAUCUCAUGUCGGUGCAACCUCUUCACUACCACCCGCCACACCGACCGUGGUGCAAAACGCGGCGAAAGGCGAUCCUGUAUGCAUAGGAGACGGGUUGGACGCACAGGCAGGAGGUCUUGUAGCUACCCUCAUUCUCCCGACCGUCAUCGGAAUACUCCUCUGGUUGCUGUUCGCGUUUCUUCGACCCCGGUUCCGUCAGCUAUACGCGUUGCGCGAAUGGUUUGUGGAGUCCGGGCUUCGUCCACGGCCACUCGGUGAUAAACUAUGGGCCUUUCUCUUCCCCCCUGUUCCAUUAGUCCCCGAAAUUGAACCAGACGUAUCCGACGCUGGCAGAUCGGUUGCAAGAGAUGCCGCGCUUUUCCCAUCGGACGAGCAACUCACUCAACGAUCGCUCUGGGUCGCAUUCCUCAUCGUGUUGGGCUGGUCGAUUCUUGCACUAGCAGGCGCGCUGCCCUUGUAUCUCGUGAAUACCAAUUGUUUGGCACAUACGGCCCCUCGCAAGGCCGGCACCGGUGUCUACUCGACCCUUCAGGAUCUGUCGCUCGUCCGACUCCUCCAACUAUAUGCUGAGGAACAUAACGACAAUCAUUCUGGGUUACUUCGACGUGCAUCCAGCAGCAGUGGCCUUUCCAAUGCCCGAAUCCGUAUCAUUGUUCUUACUGUGCUGGUCAUCGUCCUCGGAGUUCUUCCUGCUCUGUGGAAAAUCCUUCGCGAGUAUACGAAGCUUGUCGCCUAUCGUAAUGCCUGGUUAGAAACGCGAUGUGGCGGGCAGGAUAUGGCGUGGCUGAGCGCCCAACAAGCACCGGGGUUCUUGGGCUGGGGUGAGAAACGGCUUAAGGACUUUAUCACAAAGGCCGGUCUAAGCUCGGGCAUGGAGGGCAGCCGCGACAGUUCAAGGGAUGGUAGAAGAACAGUCGACGGUAGCAGGAAUGGGCCCAGGAGGCCAACCGAGGAGGAGCCGCUGACGGGACCUGAAGGUCAUGAAGCACCAGACGAUAAUGGUCCCGAAAUCGACAUUCAGAGCCUCUUCACCAUCAGCGAGACCGCACGCCUUGCGACGUUGAUCGAACAGCGAGACGAAAUAUUGGAAAACCUAGAAAUCGCGGAGACCAGAUAUAUACAAUCGUUCCGGGUGUCGACGCCAGAUCCUAGCAUCGCUGAUUACCUGUCAACUGUCGGGGAGGGAGAUGAGGGAGGCGAAGGCCGGCCAUAUAUCAGCAGACCGAAGCCUCUGGGGGUCAGCACAUCCGCUGCAAGGCGACGACCUCCUGGUGCACGCGCGAGAGCCCGCAACCCGGCCUACGGCUCAUCGUCACUCACACCAACCUCCUACCUCUUGCCUUCCCAGUAUUACAAACUUCGUCGCGUGGAAGGCGUCAGUGGCGGCACAUUCACUGGCAGCGACCGUCAUCUUGAGCCCAGCCUCUCUGAUUCGUGGAAUCAGCGCGUCGUCGGUAGUCGGUUCCAAGAAAUCUCGAGAGCCUCUUCCAUAUUUGGUCGCCUUCAGCUUGGUCAGCGACUCGGCUUGGAUAAGGAGGGCACAUUGAGUCCCACCGUACCUCUUAGCGAGUUCAGCAUACCAGACCCAUCUCGAUAUGGACCCAACCAUCCCGUCGAAAGUUCCGGACCAUCGGAGGCCCCUAAUGACAGGGAGAAAACGCUCGCCGAUAUACCGGAGGGCAGUCAAUCCGCUCAAAGGACGACACGUACGGAUGAUGAGGAAUGGGUAGAUCUCAUGACGGAAUACCCGCAAAACGCCAUGCCGGAUCCCAACGCAUCGCAAGGGGAAGAACCUCAGGGGGAGGUGGAUGAGAUGGGCGCUGUCCGUCGUCGCCCCCUCAUUUGGGACUAUCCUCCCUCGGAACGACGAGAUACCUUUCCUAUGCGGGCGAACGUUGAUUCUACGACCGGCGAUCCUCGCAUCCCUCCGCCUCACUUGCGACUGCAGGCUCAAGGGCCUUUUGUGCGUCCGUUGACCGGCCUUGACCACGAAGACCUGGGGCAUGUGUAUGCCGACAUAAGCCUAUGGCGAUCCAAGCUAAAGGCGAUCAAUGCCGAUAUUCAGGUUGCUCAAAGCGACGGGUACGCGGACAUCGCGGAAGGCGCGAGGAUCAAGGGCUGGCUGAUCGUCGGACGCGGGUUGCACUUCAUUCCUGGUAUACAGAUGAUCGAAGGCCGGGCGAAGGAGGACGUGCGUUGGGAUAAACUGCAGUACGAGACUGGUAUGAUCGAGAAGGUGGUAAUGUGGUCGGCGAAUGCGAUGAUGGCCAUACUACUCGCCGCUGCCCUCAUGUGUGUCGCCGGCCUCGCGCUGGGCACGGCCCCAAACGUCGGAGAUGUUCUGCCGUUCUUGAACGGUCUGACAACGCGCAAUGAUUGGAUAGCUGGCCUUGCGACUGGCCUGGCUCCAGCAGUCGCCGGGUCUCUCUUUAUUGCGGUUGCCCUGCUCAUGGUGAACACGUGUGGCCAUCUUGGUGGGGAUGUGUCUAUUUCUGGACUAGAAUUGACCCUCUUCAAAACGACAUUCUACAUCUUAGCCGUCGUCUGCGCUAUUUGGCUCAUGGCUAUCGGUGCAGUGCUUUUUGCCUUCGAUGCGCUCCGAUCCGGUAGCGGCUCCACGGCUACUAUGGGACUGGCUAACGGCUCGAUCUAUAUGAGCGCUCUCGCUCUCGAUCUCGUUGUCAGCGUGGCGAUCAUAUCACCCGCCCUCCUUCUCCUGCAACCCUGGAGGUUAUACAAACUUCUCCAAGCAGAAAGGGCCUCUAUCACUCCCCGCCAGCGUUUCCGCGCUAUUUAUCCUAGAUCAUACAAUCCGUCAUUUGCUACCGCGUGUUGCGUGCUUGCUAUCAUCUUUGCUUCAACCUUUGCGCUCCUUUUCCCUCUGAUUGGACCUGCUGUUGUACUGCUACUGAUUCUUACGCUGAUCGCUCAUCGAUAUCUCAUUGGCUACGUAUACGCACGUACCCAUUCGCAAACUGGGGGACUUCUUCAGAUCUGGCUUCUUCGGCGCUUCGGAACGCUCGUCGCGUUUCAACCCCUUCUGCUCGGCUUCAUCCUCCUCACGAGAAGGUUAUGGGAGGAAGGCGGCGUCCUCAUCGGCACGGGCCUCCUAGUUGUUAUCGCCGUCGAGGCAUACACGACAUCGAAAUCGCGUCGGCGUGGCGUCAACUCACUCAGUCCCGUCACGCGCAAUUCGCUCGAUACGUUUGUAAAGAGUGCCCGUCCCACGAAGCGACGGAACGUGGAUGACGAGAGCACGGAUCUCGUUAGCUCUCUGGAGCCGGGACCCAGGAUGAGGGGAAGCAUGGCCAGUGUGCUGGAAAUGAUGUCCGUGACGCUGGCGGUGAUGCCGAGCACGGCUCGCAGGCAAGGGCCUGUGCCGCUACCGACCGAAACGCUGGACGACCUGACCGCCACGGAAAGGGCGGCGCGUACGCACCCUGAAGCGCCUCCACAUCUUCCUCCGCUGCCGUUCGCGGACCACGCGCAGGAGAUGUCCGGUAUCCUCUACGCGCCUGAGCUCGUUGCGCCGACGCCAAUCAUAUGGCUCCCUAAUGAUUCCGGGGGCGUGGCGCACUCGGAAGCAUACGAUUUACAACGUUAUCACGGCCUUCAGGUUACACUGGCCGUCAUCUCCGAGAGAGAUGCGAGGCGAGACAUCUCGCGCUCGGCUAGCAGAGCGUCGCGGCGGUAGAAAUCUUGCGUAAAUUCUCUGUGGACUUCUUUGUGCGUGGGCGGUCGCCGCGGACUACCCUGACUACUUAUCUCAUACCCUCCAUCUAUUGGCCUGCAUACUAGACGUUCGUGUCUCAACUACUAAUGGCUAUAUACCCC